AUGCUCGCUCGGACGCCGCUAUCGGACGAUUGUAUGGUCAACGCUAAAGAUCUCGAUUCGAGGAAAUUACAGCCUGCACCUAUAGGUAAUCUAAAUGACGACUGCUACUGGAAUAGUUCAAUAGCAUAUAUCGCACGCGCCCAUCGAAGUCUCCAGAAGCUUACCCAGCGGAGAGCGGUCGAAAGCGCGGCGCCUGAUUCACCACCGCAACAAUGGGCCGCGUCACAGGCAACGAUGGCCGCCAGAGGUUCGAGAAAAGUGCGACGCUUAAGCAUGCGUCGCGCGGGAUGCGUACGCGCAGAAAUCCGGCCACUUUCGCACGCGACGUUGCCGCCCCGCGCGCGUUUCGGCAAU
Iphiclides podalirius (scarce swallowtail) is the source of this 354-nucleotide messenger RNA. The record is from the annotation of a GenBank genome assembly. NCBI's taxonomy places the organism in Eukaryota, Metazoa, Arthropoda, Insecta, Lepidoptera, Papilionidae.